AUGAUUUUUUAUUGUUUGGCUCAAGCUGUAUCAGUGUUGGAUCGUGGAACAGAAGAUCUCAACAAGGAAAGGUGGGAUAAAGAUGAGAUUGGUCAUUAUGAUAUGAUCACAAGCAAUGUACUUAUUGGAUAUUGCGAUAAAGUACAUAAUCGUUGCCCUGUCAUAAAGAUAGAUAGACAUGAGAGGGGUGCUAUAGCAUGUCGACCUCCUGAACAAAGAAUAAAUAUACUCAUCAACCAUCCCCGCCACGGAACUUGCUCUAACAUUUACAAGGUUGGACUCAUCAUGCUAAGCCUACUAGACACCCAAGUAUCUAUUUUCAUGCCCUCCGAAGGUUUCAUGGUGAAGUACAAUGAGAGGCUUGGAAGAGGUGUAAGCAAUGCAUCUUAUCUUGAAGAAGAGGAUAUUAAAGAUGCGUAUUCGCAAAUGCUCAGAGCCUUGAUCAUGGAAUGUUGUAUGAAAGAGCCGCUACUACGACCUAAAACAGUUGAACUGCAAGCAAGAACUGGAAUGAUGUUUCGGCUGUGCCAGAAUAAAUUGGUAGCGGAUACUGUUGGAAAUUAUAUUUGUCCUGGGUUGGCGAGGGAAAAUGUAUUACUGGAGGACUUGGAACCACCUAAAGAGUGGCUGGUAUAA
Botrytis porri is the source of this 636-nucleotide messenger RNA. RefSeq lists its product as uncharacterized. Lineage: Eukaryota; Fungi; Ascomycota; Leotiomycetes; Helotiales; Sclerotiniaceae. The coding region runs from base 1 to 636 and encodes 211 amino acids. The transcript has 4 exons. The record is from RefSeq and is a predicted model, not a curated record.